AGUGCUGCCCGCGAUCGGUCAUGUUACAGACGCCAUAUUUCGGCCUAUGUUGGUUGCCACAUACUAGUGUACAAAACAACGGAGUGCAUCACAAUUUACAUCAGUAUCAGCAAAAAUAUUACGGAAGACUUCUUUGGAAUCAACAGUGUUGUUACUUCGCUAUCGGUCAAACUGCGCACUCUUAUCCUCCGUAUGUCGGAUUUUGGAAUAGCGUCGCUAUCUUUCAACCUUCCUUGCACCCUUUUACAAUGGAGACAAGAUACAAAAGCGGCACCCGCGGCAGCUCAGUAAGAAACAACGGGGGCGGUGGAGUAGUGGCCAGCAGCGGCGGCAGCAACGGCCUAGGCGCGGGCGGCGGCGGCGGUAGGCUGUGCGAGGUGAGACGGGCGUACAAGGCGGCCGUGGUGCCGUGCAAAACGGCCCGACGCAGGGUCCGGGGCAUGAGCAUGGGUCAGAAGGUGUCAGGAGGAGUUAAGGCCGUCAAUCGGGAUGCUGCCGCACCAUACAAACCAGUCAUACCAAGGGAAUUGGCACAGGAUUUCGCGAGACCACAGCGCUUGGACAUGCUGCUGGAUAUGCCGCCGGCAGUCAGAGACACGCAACUAAAAUACAGCUGGAACCAGGACGACAGAUCGCUGAACAUUUUCGUUAAAGAAGACGACAAACUCACAUUUCACCGUCACCCUGUGGCGCAAAGCACCGAUUGCAUACGCGGAAAAGUCGGCUUUACCAAAGGCCUGCACUGUUGGGAGGUGUGCUGGUCGACGCGGCAACGCGGCACGCACGCCGUCGUCGGCGUGGCAACAGCGGAAGCUCCCCUCCACUCGGUCGGCUACCAAAGUUUGGUUGGCAGCACCGACACGUCGUGGGGUUGGGAUUUAGGUACGACAGGUCGUAACAAAUUGUACCACGAUUCGAAAAAUUGUCCCGGAGUGACGUACCCAGCACUUUUGAAGCCGGACGAGACGUUUAUAGUGCCCGACAAAUUUUUGGUCGUGUUGGACAUGGACGAGGGCACGUUGAGUUUCGUGGUGGACGGCCAGUAUUUGGGCGUGGCUUUUAGAGGAUUGAAAGGAAGAAAAUUGUACCCGAUUGUGAGCGCAGUGUGGGGACAUUGCGAGAUCACGAUGCGAUAUAUUGGAGGAUUAGAUCCCGAACCUCUGCCUUUGAUGGACCUGUGCCGGCGCGUGAUACGGCAACGUCUAGGCAAACAGCUUCUCGAGGAAAAAGUGAUGAGCCUGCAGCUGCCGCAAGCGCUACAGACUUACCUUUUGUAUAGAGACCGCAGAUAAUAGCAUUGGGACUGUGAUUAGUGCAGCAUAAACAACAAAAAACAAACCAGACUGACUAUUAAUAUUUUUAAAUUAAACGCGUCUGCUGUCGUCUAGAUUUACACCCCAUAACCAAAUAAUUUAACUCGUGUGUUUAAACAGAAAGGAACUGAAGAAGUGUGUGCGAAAAAAAAUUAUAAAUUAUAACUAUGGUAAGUCUUCUUGCUAGUUUUUGAAUUGUGCUGUGAUGGAGUAAAUCUCUUCGUUAAGUGCUCGUCAUAGUUACAAGACUUUGAUCUCGAGACAAUUCAUGCUUCUCCCUGUCCCUCAUAUGAUUUUGUUUGAGAAGAAAUGCCAUAAAAGAUGAAAAAAAUAAGGUGUACAUAGUUGUGUAACUCAGUCUUCUGAAACAUAUACUCUUUCAGCACAGCUUCCUGAUUAUAGCUUUAUGAGAAAAUAGUUUUUAUUGAAAAUGGAUUUUUUUGAACGAAGUGUAUUAAUCACAUGCUAUGUUUGUAAUAUAGAUUUGUAUAUAAAAUGUUAUCUAGUUGUUUUUACUUUUUUUUUUAAUAUUGCAUAUCAUACCGAAACGUGGCAGUGCGCGCGCUUCCAAGAACCGAAACACAAUAAGACGCAAUUUCACGGAAAUGUCCACAUCCGCAAAACAUCGACUCUGAAAAACAUUUUUAACAAUCGUACCAAACUUAUUGACAUAUGUGAUAUUUAUAUACUGUUUUGGAGAUGUGAAAUUUUCGUAGCAAUUUUCGACUAAAGCCUUUAUUCAAAGGCCUAAAUUUCCGGUUCUUUUCUCAAGUUCAAGCGUUAAAAAAACUUCCAAAAACUCAAUUUUGCUGCGCUGAACUUUUUGACGAAAAAUGUGGCAGGCCACAGUUAAUUUAUUUUUGACAUCCUGCGCGUUUCGGUCAUGACUAAGUGGCAUUUAUAAAGCUAAUAUAAAACCACUCACAUUAUACAAGGUGUUCAAUUAUCCUGUUACAGCCAAAAAUUAACUUUAAGGUGACAUAUUUGUUUAGCUGAAAUUGAGUAUGUUUAAUUUUGUGCAAGAAACUCGAAUAAUUUUUCAUUAUAAUGGGAUAACAUAAACAUUUUGUAUAUAUUAAAAUUCUGAUUAUUAAACAAGAUAAUUGUAAAUGCUCAGGCAAUUACACCAAUAUAUGUAUGUAAGAAUAUUAGACUUAUUUUUGUAAAUAUUAAGUGCCAGUUAUGUAUGCAACGAUUUUGUUCUCUAUGCAAAUGAUAGAAUUAAUUUAGGAUCUCAAUUUUAAUCUCAACAUUUGAAUUUUAUUCAACAUUCGGAACUUUAACCUACCAAUGGAACUUAAUUAACAUUUUGAGACAUUUUUUAACUGGAUCUCAUUUUAUGCGAAAAUAAAUUUGUAGAGGGAACGUAAAAGGUUGCAUAUUUAUGUCUACGAACUAAGGCGUUUUCGACUGCUCUGUUCCAUGAGAUUAUUUUAAUAAUUUUAAGAUUUUGUAGUAAAAAUAUUUUUUGUUGUACAUUGAUUUCCAUUGGUCAUGAAAUGGCUGAGAAUUUAAAGAGAAAAGAAAAAAACACGUGAGUUUAGAGAAUGUCCGAGUGUAUGUAAUUGUCUGUGUUGUGUUAGUUUUUAGAAUUGUUUCAUAUGGAUUUUAACUUUUUGCAUACCAAGUGUUCAUUAGGAAAAUUGUCGAUUUGUUACUUUCAACUGUAUCAGUUUUUUUUGACUGGAAAUAGUGUAGACAAAACUACAAUAUUUGGAUUUGUGACAUUAUUAUUAUUAUUAUUAUUAUUACUCAUGUUCCUUGAAAAUGUGUGAAGGCAAAUAAGUUUCAAUGUAAAAAUAAUUUUAUUUGUGUAAAUUGACACUUAGUUUAAUUUGGCUUGUUCACUCCUCAAGGAUAUUUAUAAAUUUAUAUUUGUUGUAGUUUUUUUUUGAUACCUAUUAAAAAUAAACCUUAUACAAAAUUAUUGCAUUUCAUUAAAGAUACUUGUUUUUGGCAAAAAAAACCGACUUCGUUGGAGACCACAUUUCUUUUAUUUGGCAAAUUUAUUAUAAUUGUAAUUACUAUUAAAAAAUUAAUCAUAAAUUUUUUUGGAUGAUAUUGUAAAGUACAGUUGUUGAUGUUCCAUCGACGAUCUGUUUUGUAGUUUAUUAAAAAAAUGCAAUUUGUAGUGGCCUGGACAAAUUUACUAAUGAUAAGUAGGAUGUUUUAUUGUAUUUCUAAGUUUCGCUGUGAAAGUCCAGGUUUAUUUUAAGUUAUUCAAUGUACGAUUAUAACAAAAUAAUGUAAGUAAAACAUUUAAACAA
Messenger RNA from Brassicogethes aeneus, 3580 nucleotides. The record is from the annotation of a GenBank genome assembly. Lineage: Eukaryota; Metazoa; Arthropoda; Insecta; Coleoptera; Nitidulidae.